AUGGACGAAACUGGUAUUCAGACUGUUCCAGAGAAACUUCCGAAAAUUGUAUCCGACCAGGGCCAGAAUGAAGUAGCUAAAAAUGUAAGUGCCGAACAAGGCCAAACAGUCACAGUUAUCUGCUGCCUCAACGCCAACGGUGGCUACAUGCCGCCCUAUUUUAUAUUCAAAAGAAAGAGGGAAAACCCUCUUUUAAUUAAAAAUGGCCCGAUCGGCUGUAAGAUGGCGGUCACUGACAAGGGCUUGCCACGCCAUACGAGCCACAAAACUCAGCCACUCGACCGGGUGUUUUUUAAACCCCUCAAAAUCUACUACAACCAGGUCACGGAUUCGUGGCAAUCGUCCCACCCCGGGCAGCCUUCAGUGCUGCCUCAGGCUCCUACGUCCGUACUUGACCGAAGCCCGGAAGAAGAUUUCAUCCAAGAACCAAUAUUAGACUUUGGCAACGAUAACUGCGAUUCCGCUCUCGACUUCCCUGUUCCUGGACCUUCAAGGCUGCCUGAUCCUGUUCUUUCUACUAUGUCUCCUGGACCUGUCUCCACGUCACCUCUUGUGUCAGUUGUGUCUCCAGCAGAUAUACUACCUCUUCCCAAAGCAACACGACGUAAGCGGAGCGGAAGAAGUUUAAAGUCGACACUUCUAACAUCUUCUCCGCACAAGAAAGCCCUUCGGGACAAAAAAUUACGAGCUGAAAGAUUGGUCGAAGAAAAAGAAGAUCGAAAAAUUAAAAAUGCAAUGAAACGGAAAGACAAGCUCAUGAUGGCAGCAAAGCAGAAGAAGAAGCCACGACGUGGACUUCAGUUUGAUUCAGAUGACUCAUCUCAGUCUCAGUCUAUUUCAUCUGGAACUUCUGUCUACAAUGAGUCAGAAUCUGACAGUGAUCAGAACAUGGAAGAAUCGUCUGAGUGGAUGGUGCCUCCAAAGAGGUGCAUAGGCGAAUUUUGUGCCGUUCGCUAUGAAGAAAAACUGUUUCCAGGAGUUAUUACUGGCGCUUCAAAAACCCAUGCCACUGUAUCGUCAAUGGUGAAAGCUGGAAAAUUAUGGAAAUGGCCCGACCGGCCUGACAUUCUCGAUUAUGAAUGGGGAUCAGUCGUUUCUAGUAUAAAGGAGUCAAAAAAAAAAUCAGCACAACUCGAAAUGUUUAUUCAGUCAGUGAACUGGAUUGGUUUUACUCAUAACUGUCAG
Molecule: messenger RNA, 1185 nt
Organism: Iphiclides podalirius (scarce swallowtail)
Lineage: Eukaryota; Metazoa; Arthropoda; Insecta; Lepidoptera; Papilionidae
Source: the annotation of a GenBank genome assembly